GAAUCACAAGAUGCUCCUCUUUUUGGCGAAGAUGACGAUAACAUCAGGCCGAAAAUGUCAAAAAUCCGACAUCCGCUGGCUUCAUUCUUCCACCUCUUCUUCCGAGCAAGUGCCAUCUUGGUCUACUUACUGAGCGACAUCGUCAGCGGUCGUUUCAUUGCCUGCAUGGUGACCAUCAUCCUCCUGCUGUCAUGUGACUUCUGGACCGUCAAGAAUGUUUCGGGCAGAUUGCUGGUGGGCCUUCGGUGGUGGAAUCAAGUGGAUGAAGAUGGAAAGAGUCACUGGGUGUUUGAGUCAAGGAAGACGCACAGUCUGAACACGACAUCCAGUGCAGAGUCACGGAUCUUCUGGCUCGGACUCGUCGUGUGCCCCGUCUUCUGGGUUAUUUUUGUCUUCAGUACCAUCUUCACUUUCAAGAUUAAAUGGCUGGCUGUAGUCAUCAUGGGCUUGGUUUUACAAUCGGCCAAUCUGUAUGGCUAUGUCAGAUGCAAGGUGGGUGGGGAGUCCAACCUCAAAAACAUGGCGAAGAACUACCUCGGUGUCCAGAUAUUUAAACAGGCAAUGAAGAAAGCAGAGGAGCCUUGAAGUUAACGCUGGAUGGACACAUUAUGUUUAUUUGCUUCCUGUUGCUCUUUUCUGAGCGUAUAUGGGUUUUGUAAUGUAAAGGUUUGGGUAAAACUUUUGUAUGUCCUGUUUCCUCAAAAUUCACUGACUUAAGUAUUCUAACCUUUCUGAUAACUUGAAUAAAAUACGAUGUAGUUGCUUUUGGGAAUACAUUUUAUACAGUUGUUUUGGCAAUGCAGGUAAUUGUAUUAUAUUUUCACUGAUGUGAGGUGGUCAAAACCUUGCUGGUAAACUUAAAGUUCACCACAAGACUGUCACAGUUGCCAAUAGGCCAAUGACAAUGUAUCUUACCCAGGAGUUAAAGAAGGUAAUGUUAAAAUGCCUGAUUCCUGAUGGGAUUUGAAUUAAGACAGUGCCCUAAAUUUAGGCCAGUUUUGUUGUAAAAAUGAAAGCACUAAAUGUGUUUUAGAUGCAGCUUGAGUUUGAGCCACUUCUGUGACAUUUAACAAUGCGGUCUGCAUAUGAAUGUACUGUAUACUGAUGUGAAAAGGGCAUUUGGAGAUAAUUUGGGGAAUAUAUUUAUGUGUUACCUUAUUGUGCCUACUGUUUAAACCUGGAUUGUGGACAUUAAAGUUAUACUACUGCUUUAUGUAUGUUGUUUAAAUCAAAAUCAGAAUGUUAUAAAUGACAUUGUAGGACGUGGUAGGGUUAAGUGCAAGUUUAUAAAGUUGAAAAUGUUUUUAUAGAAGUGCUACUUGGGUGUGGUUUUGUACAAAAACUGUUCCUUUACUCAGGACUUAUCUGGGAAAUUGUGUUUUGCAAAAAAAA
Molecule: messenger RNA, 1392 nt
Organism: Morone saxatilis (striped sea-bass)
Lineage: Eukaryota; Metazoa; Chordata; Actinopteri; Moronidae
Biological process (GO): vesicle-mediated transport; protein secretion
Cellular component (GO): Golgi membrane
Source: RefSeq, a predicted model, not a curated record